CUUGUAAACUGAAGGGUGUCAUUCCAAAAGAAAUUAGUAAUCUUACUGGAGUGAUAAGGAUGAGUCUGUCUAACAAUGAAUUGACUGGACAUAUUCCAAAUACUGUCCAAGGCAUGUUGAACCUUCAACAACUUUACUUAUUUGACAACAAGAUAGAAGGAUCCAUACCAGAUAUUAUCUGCAAUUUACAGAAUCUAGGUGCAUUAGACUUGUCAGAUAAUCAUUUUUCUGGUUCAGUGCCAUCAUGCUUAGGUAACAUGACCAGUUUGAGGGAACUUUAUCUAAAUAACAACAAGCUGGAUUCUAGAUUACCUUCAAGCUUGGGUAGCCUUCAAGAUCUCAUAGAAUUCGAUGUUUCAUCCAAUUUAUUGAGAGGGGAAAUUCCACUGGAGAGCGGAAACUUAAAGGCAGCAACACACAUUGAUCUGUCGAAUAAUUAUUUUUCUGGUAAGAUUCCUAGUACUCUAGGGGGUCUAGAUAAAUUGAUUAUUCUUUCUCUAGCACAUAAUAGAUUAGAGGGGCCUAUUCCUGAAUCAUUUGGCAAAAUGUUGUCCUUGGAGUACUUGGAUUUGUCCUAUAACAAUCUUAGUGGUGAAAUUCCAAAGUCAUUAGAAGCUCUUGUGUGUCUCAAAUACCUAAAUUUCUCUUUCAAUGAACUCAGUGGAGAAAUUCCCACUGAUGGUCCCUUUGCAAAUGUAACCAGUCAGUCUUUCUUGUCCAAUGAUGCACUUUGUGGUGACUCCCAAUUUAAUGUAAAACCAUGCCCAACCAAAUCUAUAAAGAAAUCAAGAAGAAAAAGAGUGCUUACAGGUUUAUAUAUUCUAUUAGGGAUUGGAUCACUCUUCACGUUGACUGUUGGACUUGUGGUGUUAAGAUUGAGAAACACAAAGAAGAAUGCAAGUCAAAAAGAUGUGUUUAUCGUAAAAGGGCAUGAAAGAAUUUCAUAUUAUGAACUUGAACAGGCAACUGAAGGAUUCAACGAAACCAACUUGCUUGGUAAUGGGAGUUACAGCAUGGUUUAUAAAGGGAUACUUAAGGAUGGUAUCAUUUUUGCAGCAAAGGUAUUCAAUGUGCAAUUGGAUGGUGCAUUCAAAAGUUUUGACGUGGAAUGUGAGAUAUUCCGCAACCUUCGCCAUAGAAAUCUGACCAAAGUCAUCACCAACUGCUCCAAUCUUGAUUUCAAGGCCCUAGUGUUGGAAUACAUGCCCAACGGGACACUUGAUAAAUGGUUAUACUCUCACAACUUGUUCUUGAACUUAUUGCAGAGACUGGAUAUAAUGAUAGAUGUUGCAUCUGCAAUGGACUAUCUCCACAAUGGCUAUUCAAAGCCUGUGGUGCAUUGUGACUUGAAGCCAAGCAAUGUGUUGCUAGAUCAAGAAAUGAUUGCUCAUGUAAGUGAUUUUGGCAUUGCAAAAAUGUUAGGUGAAGGGGAGGUUUUUGUUCAGACAAGGACAAUUGCAACCAUUGGAUAUAUUGCUCCAGAGUAUGGACAAGAUGGAAUAGUAUCCACGAGGUGUGAUGUUUAUAGUUUUGGCAUCCUGAUGAUGGAGAUGUUCACACGAACAAGACCAAGUGAUGAGAUAUUUACUGGAGACUUGAGCAUACAACGUUGGGUUAAUGAUUCCUUUCCAGGUGAAAUUCUUAAGGUGGUGGAUUCUAAUUUGGUACAGCCAGGAGAUGAACAAAUCGCUGCAAAGAUGCUGUGUUUGUUAUCUAUCGUGGAAUUAGCUUUGAACUGCACUAUUGUGAGACCUGAUGCAAGAAUUAGCAUGAAAGAUGCUCUUUCAACACUCAAAAAGAUGAGGCUCCAGCUUGUUAGUAGUCGGCACUAGGUGGAAUCGUUACCAACCUUCUCUUGUAUGUUAUUUAGUUACCAGUCUGCUCUCUUAUGUAAUUCAAUUUCGCACAGUGUAUUUUAUCUUGGUUGUUGGCUUGAUAUAUGGAAGUUGAAAAUGAGAUUUAAAAUGCUCAACAUAA
Molecule: messenger RNA, 1977 nt
Organism: Solanum stenotomum
Lineage: Eukaryota; Viridiplantae; Streptophyta; Magnoliopsida; Solanales; Solanaceae
Product: probable LRR receptor-like serine/threonine-protein kinase At3g47570
Exons: 2
Coding region: 60-1832 (590 amino acids)
Biological process (GO): protein phosphorylation
Molecular function (GO): protein binding; protein kinase activity; ATP binding
Source: RefSeq, a predicted model, not a curated record